This is a messenger RNA of Capra hircus (goat), 1199 nucleotides long. RefSeq names its product ALG5, dolichyl-phosphate beta-glucosyltransferase (gene ALG5). The transcript is spliced from 10 exons. The record is from RefSeq and is a predicted model, not a curated record. Lineage: Eukaryota; Metazoa; Chordata; Mammalia; Artiodactyla; Bovidae. The coding region runs from base 71 to 1045 and encodes 324 amino acids. Gene Ontology annotation, cellular component: endoplasmic reticulum membrane.
GGGGCUGCGCGGCCGCAUUUCCGCGUGUGUGUAAACGCGGGAUAGGGCGGCUGGCGGCCCGGCAUGGAGGAUGGCUCCGCUCUUGCUGCAGCUGGCGGUGCUCGGCGUGGCGCUGGCCGCCGGGGCCCUGAUUCUGAUUUCCUUUGUUGCGUUUAUAACUGCUACAGAGAUGCCACACCUUCAGCGACAUGAAGAAGAGAAGUUCUUCUUAAAUGCCAGGGGCCAGAGGGAAGCCUUACCCAGCAUUCAGGACUCACCUACCAAACAGCUUUCUGUGGUCGUGCCUUCCUACAACGAAGAAAAACGGUUGCCUGUAAUGAUGGAUGAAGCUCUGGGUUAUCUGGAAGACAGACAGAAACAAGAUCCCACCUUCACUUAUGAGGUGAUAAUAGUUGACGAUGGCAGCAAAGACCAGACUUCAAAGGUAGCUUUUAAAUACUGCCAGAAAUACGGAAGUGACAAAGUGCGAGUGAUAACGCUGGUGAAGAACCGUGGAAAGGGCGGAGCGAUUAGGAUGGGUGUAUUCAGUUCUCGAGGUAAAAAGAUCCUUAUGGCAGAUGCUGACGGAGCCACCAAGUUUCCAGAUAUUGAAAAAUUAGAAAAAGGACUGAAUGAUCUACAGCCGUGGCCAGAUCAAAUGGCUAUCGCUUGUGGAUCUCGAGCUCAUUUGGAAAAAGAAUCAAUUGCUCAGCGUUCUUACUUCCGUACUCUUCUCAUGUAUGGGUUCCACUUUCUGGUGUGGUUCCUUUGUGUCAAAGGAAUCAGGGACACACAGUGUGGGUUCAAAUUAUUAACUCGAGAAGCAGCGUCACGGACGUUUUCAUCUCUCCACAUUGAACGAUGGGCAUUUGAUGUAGAACUGCUUUACAUUGCACAGUUCUUUAAAAUCCCAAUAGCAGAAAUUGCUGUCAACUGGACUGAAAUUGAAGGUUCUAAAUUAGUUCCCUUUUGGAGCUGGCUACAGAUGGGAAAGGAUCUACUUUUUAUACGACUUCGGUAUUUGACUGGUGCCUGGAGGCUUGAACAAACCAGAAAAGUGAAUUAGGUUAUCUGCCAUCUUUGAUUGUACUCUUAUGUAUCAGUGUCACAUUAUUUCAUUUGAAAUUAAAAUUUUAAAGCUGGAAUAAACCUGUGUAUUGUCUGCCUUUUAAUAAUUUUGAAGAAUUUACUGUCAGAAGUAAAAAUCUUUAUACCUCUUU